UCUCCUACUGUGUGAGCACGAGAACAUAGCCCCAAGCAUAAGCAGCAAAUACAAAAUUAGCUCUCCAACAACUGCUUGCUGGCAUACACACAACCAAACCGCAGACAAAUUUCCAUCUCCAGCAACAACCAACAAACAAAUAUUCAACGUCAGCCACCAGCGCUGUGAGUAGUGAAUAAUCAAUAAACAAUAAAAAAUGGCUUCUGUUAAGGAUAAUCUGAUGAAUCAAGUUGCCGAAGUUUUGCCUUCCGGCGGCAACAAAGUGACCAUUGUUGGUAUUGGCCAAGUUGGUAUGGCCUGUGCUUUCAGUAUUUUGGCUCAAAAUGUAUCCAGCGAGGUAUGCCUCAUGGAUGUCUGCAAAGAUAAACUAAUGGGCGAAUUGAUGGACUUGCAACAUGGCUCCAACUUUUUGAAAAAUCCCAAAAUUACCGCCAGCACAGACUAUGCCGCAUCCGCCAAUUCCAGAUUGUGCAUUGUUACCGCUGGCGUUCGUCAAAAGGAGGGUGAAUCACGCCUGUCAUUGGUGCAGCGCAACACAGAUAUCCUUAAGCACAUCAUUCCCAAGUUGGUGGAGAACUCACCCGACACCAUUUUGCUGAUGGUCUCCAAUCCCGUGGACAUCAUGACCUAUGUGGCCUGGAAGCUUUCGGGUUUGCCCAAGAAUCGCGUCAUUGGUAGUGGUACCAAUUUGGAUUCGUCUCGUUUCCGUUUCCUGAUGUCUCAACGCUUGGGUGUGGCACCCACAUCCUGCCAUGGCUGGAUUAUUGGUGAACAUGGUGACAGUUCGGUGCCAGUGUGGUCCGGCGUCAACAUUGCCGGUGUACGUUUGCGUGAGUUGAACCCCAACAUUGGCUCCACUGAAGAUCCCGAGAAAUGGAAUGAGGUGCACAAGCAAGUGGUUGAGUCCGCCUACGAAGUCAUCAAGCUGAAGGGUUACACCUCCUGGGCCAUUGGUUUGAGCACAGCCUCGUUGGCCUCUUCGAUUUUGAGAAACACCAGUUCCAUUGUGGCUGUAUCCACCUCCGUUAUGGGUGAACAUGGCAUUGACAAGGAUGUGUUCCUCUCCCUACCCUGUGUGUUGAACGCCAAUGGUGUGACCCAUGUUGUUAAGCAAAUUCUGACCAACACUGAAAUUGAACAAUUGCAAAAAUCCGCCAACAUCAUGGCUGAAGUUCAGACUGGCCUUAAGUUCUAAGCCUAAGGCUUAUCUCAUUUACCUCUCAAAUACCAAACACCAUACAUUUUAGCGCUUAUAUUAAAGAGAAUGGUUGGCAUAAGAGGCGCAUGUACUGCUUGGUCCUUAUAAAAAGUGCAUUUUUAUAUGGACUGAGUAGGUCUAUAACUAUCUACCUAAACGUAAAAUAAGGUUACAACUACUAGUAUUUGUUAUUUAUUAUAAUUUUAUGUAAGACCAUUUUGUGUUUUUAGUUAACUUUAAUCAAAUCCUGAGUUUUUUUAUGUUUGUUUUUUUUUCUUUUUUUUUAUAAA
Stomoxys calcitrans (stable fly) is the source of this 1488-nucleotide messenger RNA. Its product is annotated as L-lactate dehydrogenase. Gene Ontology annotation, biological process: carboxylic acid metabolic process. Bases 197 to 1195 code for a protein of 332 amino acids. The transcript has 3 exons. Gene Ontology annotation, cellular component: cytoplasm. Lineage: Eukaryota; Metazoa; Arthropoda; Insecta; Diptera; Muscidae. Gene Ontology annotation, molecular function: L-lactate dehydrogenase (NAD+) activity. The record is from RefSeq and is a predicted model, not a curated record.